CCUGCCGUGCAGCUGCCGCUACCGCCGCCCCUCCGUCUGUCUGCACGUCCGUCUACCCGCAGCAUGAGUGGCCUGCGCGUCUACAGCACGUCGGUCACCGGCUCCCGCGAAAUCAAGUCCCAGCAGAGUGAGGUGACCCGCAUCCUGGACGGAAAGCGCAUCCAAUACCAGCUGGUGGACAUCUCCCAGGACAACGCCCUGAGGGAUGAGAUGAGAGCCUUGGCGGGCAACCCCAAGGCCACCCCACCCCAGAUUGUCAACGGGGACCAGUAUUGUGGGGACUAUGAGCUCUUCGUUGAGGCCGUGGAACAAAACACGCUGCAGGAGUUCCUGAAGCUGGCCUGAGUCUAGCCGGCCCACGGUUUUCCCACUGGACUCCGUCACCACAUUCUCCCCACAGUCCUCACUCAGCCAUGAAGGACCUUGUGACCAACUCCCUGUCAUUCCUAACCUUCUCAUCUUGGAGUCCCUCCCCCACAUCCAGGCCCCUUCUCCUCCCCUCUGUAGCUGUAGCCCCCUCUCCUCCGUUCAAAGGCCACAUUCCUCACCCACAAGUCUCAGAAAUUGUCUUACGCAUCAGCUCCAGUGCUGGCUUCCCCAGCCAAGCCUUGGGGCUGCCAACCUGCCUGGCACUGGCUGAUGGGCACCUCUUUUGGUUCCAUUAGCCAGAGCUUUGCCAAAGGCCCCGCAACCCUUCUCCCAGGAGCACCCUUGAGACAAUUAAAUGCCCCAUUCCAUUGGCA
Galeopterus variegatus (Sunda flying lemur) is the source of this 743-nucleotide messenger RNA. RefSeq names its product SH3 domain binding glutamate-rich protein like 3 (gene SH3BGRL3). Gene Ontology annotation, cellular component: cytoplasm. The transcript has 5 exons. The record is from RefSeq and is a predicted model, not a curated record. The coding region runs from base 64 to 345 and encodes 93 amino acids. NCBI's taxonomy places the organism in Eukaryota, Metazoa, Chordata, Mammalia, Dermoptera, Cynocephalidae.